Molecule: messenger RNA, 1273 nt
Organism: Malaya genurostris
Lineage: Eukaryota; Metazoa; Arthropoda; Insecta; Diptera; Culicidae
Gene: Samtor
Product: S-adenosylmethionine sensor upstream of mTORC1
Exons: 2
Coding region: 282-1265 (327 amino acids)
Biological process (GO): negative regulation of TORC1 signaling
Source: RefSeq, a predicted model, not a curated record
UGCUCGGCUCUACAACCUUCAUUGACACAAUAAUCGAUAUAAUCUCGUAGAUAGAAACCCAAUCUACGAAAUUGUGCGCAAUAUGCUCGAAUUUCAUGUUUAAAACUUGAGUAAUGAGCAUUAUUUUUCGUAACUUUCAAAAGGGCAUAUCGCACGAUAUGCCCUAAUCACAUGUUAGUAUCGAAUUAUUCUUCCAAACAAUAAUUAUCACUUAACAUAUAUCAAUUCAGAUAUAUAGCGUAAAUAAAUUAUACUUCUACAUAAUAAUUUCAACUUUUGUCAUGGCAUCGGCCGAGCAACUCGCCUUAUCACAAUUAAUCAAAUCAGUGCACAAAGAACUUCGUGAGUCGACCAAAACAUCUGAACCGGAUCAAGUUUGGAGAGAUCACCUGAGCAAUCAGAAGGUUCUGAAUCAGUAUGCCACGGCAAUGCACAAGCUGGCCACCUGCCAUUGGGACAAGAAUAUGCACGUUUCUAGUAAACAAGCAAACUGUCGUAUUGAAUGGGUUGUAAAUUCCUGUCGAGAGUACUUUUUUGAACCUCGUUUGUUGAAUUUGUUUCGUGAAAAAGAGAAUAAGAUAAUGAAAGGAAUUGAUCCAGAGCAAGCUUCUAGUAACAAUGAUUAUGAAGUUCAGAGGAUCAGUAUGCUGGAUGUAGGAAGUUGCUAUAAUCCAUUUGCAGUAUUUCCAGAUUUCAGUGUAACAGCAAUAGAUAUAGCUCCAGCUAAUGAUACAGUCAGUUGCUGCGAUUUCUUAGAAUUUCCUCUAGGUUUGCAUUCAGCCGACAGUUUCAUGGGCUGUCAUUUCGAUGCAGUUGUAUUCAGUUUGCUGCUUGAAUAUCUGCCUACUUCAGAUCAACGACUGAAAUGUUGCCAAAAAGCGUACGAAGUUCUGAAGCCCGAAGGGAUUUUACUAAUAAUUACACCGGACUCUCGCCAUCAGGGUGCAAAUGCCAAGUUAAUGAAAAAUUGGCGAUAUACGCUUGGUCUCAUUGGAUUCUGUCGAAUAAAGUUUGAGAAAUUAGAGCACGUGACUUGCAUGGUAUUUAGGAAGGCUGUUUACAAGGAAGUUCCUCGAAGAUGGUGUUCUAUUCAUAAGGAAACAUAUAUGCAACAGGCUUUGAAUAUACCUCAAGACUUUAACGAAAGUGUGUUUAAUGUCAACAGCAACCAACAAAAUCAGAACCAAUUUCUUACUGAAGUAGAUGAAACUGAAAUUAAAGAUUUAUUUAAUGGACUACCUUUUGUUGACCACGAAAUGUUCUAAAAAACUAA